AUGCUUUUAUUACGUUUGAAGGAAUCACGAGCUGGUUUAUUGUCAGGAGCCGCUCCAUUUGCUGGUACUGAAACUUUAGAACCAGAUAUAGAAGCUACUCAAACAAAUGCAAGGGGUAGCAGAACAGCUCAAAACACACAAACUCAAACUCAAAGCAUUUGGGAACAAUCCAGUCAUCCAGUAGCCUUAGUAUUCCAUUUAUUAUUUCGUACGGGGGCUAUAGCUAUAUACCUUUUUGGUAAAUUGUUUACCGAACGUAACACAUUCAUCUUCAUCAUUUGUGUUUUGUUAUUGUCAUUUGAUUUUUGGACUGUUAAAAAUGUGACUGGAAGGUUGCUGGUAGGAUUAAGAUGGUGGAAUGAUAUUCAACCUGAUGGAACAAAUGCCUGGGUAUUUGAAAGUAGAGACCCUUCAAGACCUGUAAACCCCAUGGAUUCACGUAUAUUUUGGAUUUCACUUUAUGCUACAUUAGUAAUUUGGCUAUUUUUAGCAUUUUUCACGAUAUUUGAACCAACAUGGCUUAUAAUUGUAGCUAUUGCUAUAACCUUAAAUAUGGCUAAUGUUGUCGGCUACACCCAGUGCGAUAAAGAUGCUAAAAAGAAAUGGGCUACGGGCUUUGCAGCUAGAGCAGCUACAAAUCCAAAUAUGUUUGGAAGGUUGUUUUCAGCCGGAAUUGGAAGAUUUUUUGGUUAA
Messenger RNA from Rhizophagus irregularis DAOM 181602=DAOM 197198, 693 nucleotides. NCBI's taxonomy places the organism in Eukaryota, Fungi, Glomeromycota, Glomeromycetes, Glomerales, Glomeraceae. The record is from RefSeq and is a predicted model, not a curated record.